AUGCGGUGCGCGACCAAGGCCGCCGAGAGCGCGUCUGCACGUCUCUGUGCGGACGACGAAGCAGAAAUUACUGCAACAGAUGUUUCAUCGGUUGCUAAAGCGUCUCAGCCUGUAUCACCUGGUGAUGCAGGCGCUCGUCAUGAAGACACUCAUGUCUUCACAGAGUAUGAGCUCGGUGUCUCAUACUCUCCUGAUACGGAAGACGGAUCCGUAUCGAAGGCGAUUGAAACCAAGCCGCCUGCCAAGCGUGGCAUGGAUGAUGCUACGCGUCGUAGCAUCUUUGGUUCGUCUGACGAAUCAGAUGAACCAUCGCCAAAGCGAAGGCGCUCGAGAUCGCAAGACUCGGGCGCUCACAGUGGUGUCGGUUCUCCUAUUGACACCACUUCGCAGCGAGGUGCCAGUACUUCUGUCGGCACGUCUCAAGAAGAGCGGGACCGCAAUGUCUUGCGUCUCGCUCCAAAAAAGAAGUCAUGGCUGCCCCCGAAGUCGGUCAUGGAUCGCUUGUCGGCGACGACAAGUGAUCGCUAUCCAACACGAUUAGUCGAUUCGUCAAGGAUCCAUCACCUUGACCCCAGUGCAACAGAUUAUCACACUGAGCAUGAGUUCUUCAUCGAUGCUUUCUUUAGUCAUCGAUAG
Messenger RNA from Peronospora matthiolae, 636 nucleotides. NCBI's taxonomy places the organism in Eukaryota, Oomycota, Peronosporomycetes, Peronosporales, Peronosporaceae. The record is from the annotation of a GenBank genome assembly.